UUUAUUCCUGUUUGUAAGCACUACAGUGCAGGACAAGUUCAGGUAGGAGCUUACAGGAGGCACCGGAAGGCAGCAUCCAUGGUGGCUCUGGUCAGACAUCGGGUGGCUAACGUAACUACAUGAGCUUGGGCCUUACUGUGACCUUAAGUAACUAAGCGCUUCUAGAAAGUAACUCUUCAGUACAGCUAUCGACAGCAGAGGAGCUCCCCUCUAGUCAUGCCAUGGAUAUUUUGUGGCAAUACCAGUUCAGGAUUAUUUUACUCGGGGAUUCAACAGUGGGGAAAUCGUCGCUGCUCAAGCGCUUCACGGACGGAAUAUACAGCGAUGUGGCGGAUCCGACGGUCGGCGUAGAUUUUUAUGCCCGUUCCCUCGACAUCGAGCCAGGCGUGAAAAUCAAGCUUCAGCUGUGGGACACGGCCGGGCAGGAGCGGUUCAGGUCCAUCACAACCUCAUAUUACCGUAACUCUGUGGGUGGGCUCCUGGUGUUCGACCUGACCAAUCGCAAGACCUUCGACCAUGUGAGGGAGUGGCACAAGGAGGUGAGCGAGCACAUCCUGCCCCAUCACAUGGUCUACAUCCUCAUCGGGCACAAGAGCGAUCUGAACAAGGACCGCAAGGUGAGCCGGGACGAGGCGGAGCAGCUGGCGGCCGAGCUGGGCAUCCGCUACGUGGAGACCUCGGCCAAGUGCAACAGCAACGUGGACCGGGCCUUCGAACUGCUGACCAGAGACAUCUAUGAGCUGAUGAAGAUGGGGGAGAUCGUCACCCGGGACGGCUGGGACGGCGUGAAGAGCGGCCUCACCGCCAAGGUGCUCUACCCAGCCGAGGAGGAGGAGGAGGUGGCCACCGCCGCUGCUGAGAAGGGCUGUCACUGCUGACUGAGCCUGUCCCUCGUCUGUGCGUCCAACAUCGCCCCUCCUCCCCUGUCCCACAGACAGCUCACCUCGUCUCACAGCCUCCUCGCUGAAAUCACUGUCCCAAACGAGGCUCUGUGCCAUGUGAUACCGCAGUCCAUCACCUGCUCACCUUGUGCGUUGUGUAGCUUGCCCUCUUUGUGUCAGCUCUACAGAGAACUGAGAUCUUUUCUCACGGGGCGCUCAGUGUACAUCCUGUCGCGUACCUUUUAAGCAUCUCUGCUUGUGCAUACUAAAAUCUGCGCGGUGUACCGUAUGGCUGAGCUGCUUUGGGCCUUGCUCAGACGACAAAUAAAGGCAUGUGUAAAGGGUAUGGGGCUUCGAGGUGUAGAGUGUAGCCACUACUCCUUUUUACAGCCUUGGAGUUACUGGACUACUGAGUAUUAAGAAGGCACACAUCGAUUUGGGGACAAUACAUUACUGUGGUCUGGCAUCAAUCUCAUUUCAUAGGGCACCAUUGUGGGUUUCUGCCUGUCAAGCUUAGUUUGUGCGAUGCUUUGCCUGCAAUCUCUUGUGACUGUAUAUAAUGUAUAGAAUAGUGGAAUCUAUUGAAAUCCAACCUAACAGGCCACUGAAAGAUAUUUAAUUGAGUGUGCACAGACACAGUACACUCUCUACACUACGUGUCACCAUGAUAUUAAAUCAAUGUGCUCCUCCUGCUACUGUAAUCUGUGUGUGCACUUAUGCCAAAAUGACUUAAAUUUUUGAUCAUUUUGUGAAUACAUGAGUACUGUUUGUAAAAGAAAUAUAACUAUCUAUCAUUUCUAGUUAAGGUGCAAACCUAAAGAUAGGCCGUUGUAAUUAAAGUAGCUUGUCCCAUUUAGGUAUUUGUAUUAUAGCAUUGGAUGUCUCAUCCGUAACAGGAACAUCUAUCAAGUGUAUCGGAGAUUGUUUAUUUCUCAGCCAUCAGACACUGAGUCACUGACUUUGUCAGCAUGAUAGAUUUGUGAACAAAGGUGAGUUUAGGUUUGAAGUGAUCACAGUGUCGCCUGCUGCUCUUUGCAGCUCAGCCUUACAGGUGUGUCUCUCUCAUUCAAAGCGCAUUCCCCACAAACAAUAUUCCUUUCAGAUUAGAACGAAUGAUUGAUGCCAACUCCUUAAAUCCUUUGGCAUGGCUGUAUGUGCAGCUUUUGAGGGCUUAUGCUGCGUUUUAGGAAUGAGGGAAGUUGGAUUUUCUGUCUUUGUACUAAAAAAAACAUAUAAUUGAACGGCCUCUGGGUCAAGUAAGAAUCUCAAGUUAUCUGUCAUCAUGUAACCUGGAAACCUAUACUGUAAGCACAACCUAGCAUUCUUAUAACACAUUUGUAAUCCUCACAAUACAGUUAAGUUUACCUCCAGCCUUGCAUGACAUUAACUUGACCAAUAAAUGGUUAAACAUAUACAUUUAAAAUGUAAAGCUUUGACAUAGCACUAGCUGCAGCAUGAGGACAUGAUGUGGGGCAAAGAAAAUCUCACGACCCACAAACUUCGAAUUACCGGCUUCCAACUUUGAAUAGCAUGCAGCAAUAAUACCAGCUUUCAUGCCACUGGGGUUUUAUGAGGGUCAGCAAGCUUUCUUGUGAGGGUUAGCAAGCUGCAUUUUUUUCAGGAAUACAUGCACAUAUAGCUUCCAACUGUAGAAGUGCCAUUGCUUCAAAUGGACUCUUCUGGUAAUGAUAUAUGUGCCCAAAAAAAAGGCCAUGGUUGAUUUGCCUGUUUACUAGUGAUUAACUGUAACCAUAGAAAUUGAAUUCAGUUUCUGUGAUUGCAAUGCAGAAGUUCAGGCUGUUGGUUACAGGACACAGUUCAUAAUUUGUUUUUCACCAUUACUGAGGCUGCACGUUCAUCACCAGAGUACACAGUGGACCACAGCACACUUUGCCUGUGAACCUCCCGUCACCGUCUUCAUUCACAUUUCACCAGCAUCUCACUGAAAUAACACCCACUGCACACGGUGGGACACGGAUUAUGCAUUCGAGCCUGUGCUUUAUGACUUCAGUUGACCCAACUCUGUAACUUUUUUUUUUUUUUGAGUUGCUUAAAGCUAUAAGGUCUAUUCCAUAUUUAGACCUAGCUGCAGCUUAGCAUUACGUAAGGAAUGUAUCCUCCACCAUGACUUGGAAGCAGACUGAGGCAUUUGCAGUGUCCAUUCAAUGUUGUGUUUUCUGUACUUUUCAGUAGCGAUUCAAACUUGUAUGCUAUGUUAAGUCAGCUUGGUCUUGGUCAUUGUGUAUUGGUGUAAUUCCUCAUUUUUAUUAUUAUUAUAUUAUUAAUUUAUUAUUUUUUUAGAUCAGAGUCAGAUUAAGGCUAACUCAGUUCAGCUUGAUUUAUAAACCAGCAGUAUUAAGCCACUGCCUGUCAUAACUAGGUUAGAUACAACAUAUGAUUCAUUACUUUGUAUGACAAUCAGAUGUCUGCAGUUCAUGUUCCGAGUGAUGUCGAGGUCUUCGUCGUAGGAUUGCUGUGCUUGUCCUUGCCUGGGACUGAGGAACAUUUAUUUUAAAAGAAUCCAUCUGUUGGUCCUGACAAAAGUAAUGUAUUGGCAUUUUCUUUGGCAAACAUCCCUCUCAGGCAUGCCAGUCUGGCUGUGCUACUAAAUCUACCUGUCUUCAGUUUUCUCUGCCAUCUAAACAGGGUUACUUUGUCGACAUUUGUUUUGAUCUGUAAUAUAACGCUGUGAUGUGACUGACCUGUUCCUCGGUGCAUGCUUCCCAUUCCGAACACUGUUUGAAAAGGAGCGCUUGCACCGGUCGGUGGACACAGUUUUAAGGACAGUGCUGGAAAGGUGGAACUAAGUAACAGAGAUGAAGAGAUCAGUCUCUGAAGCGAGGAGCAUCGACCCAGAGGAGACACCAGAGGAAGAUAGAAGCUUAUUUCUCAUCAACCAUUAGUCGAUAUCACUGGUGACAUAGAUCAUUAGAAAUAUUUACAAAAUGUCAAUACAAAAAAAAAAUAAAUAAAUAAGUUGUAAUCUAUAGACUCUUUAGACGAAUAAACAGUGAACAUCCUGUGUGGUGAUGCUGAUGCUGAUGAUGGCCAUAACCAAAAUCCACUCCAGAUCAAGCCUCUAUAAUCUGACAUGUCACUGAGUGUGUUUCAUAUCGCAAAUGUGGAAUGAUCCAAUCAACACAUCUCUGUGUUCAGACCUCAGCAGCUUUUAGGGCCUGCAGGACGUUCUUAGGCUGUUUCCCACAGUCACAUUUCACAGCUUUAUCGAAUAAAUGUAUUUAUUUUAUUUAACGCAUAUUGUAAGGGAUCAGCCCUUUCUUCAAUGUGAUUCUAUUGAUUGGUUACAAAAUAAAUAGAUGUCCAAUGCCUA
Molecule: messenger RNA, 4212 nt
Organism: Myripristis murdjan (pinecone soldierfish)
Lineage: Eukaryota; Metazoa; Chordata; Actinopteri; Holocentriformes; Holocentridae
Gene: rab42a
Product: RAB42, member RAS oncogene family a
Exons: 3
Coding region: 222-878 (218 amino acids)
Biological process (GO): Rab protein signal transduction
Molecular function (GO): GTPase activity; GTP binding
Source: RefSeq, a predicted model, not a curated record